AUGGAGACCAGAGGCGAAAUGUAUUAUGCCGGUGAGGCCGAGGCAGAUAGUCCCUUCGAGCCAACGACGCUGGGGAAGCCGCUGGCAGAGCAGAGCGCCGUGUCGGACCAGGUUUCGGAAGAAGACGUCGCUCUUGAGCUAGGGGGACCAUCUUUGGAAGAUGGAGAUCGCCAGGCACUCGUAGAUACCCUCACCCGUCUGCAGCCGGUACUGCCGGAUGUGGUGCGUGGGACCCCUGCAUAUGUGCCGCUCCGAAGGGGUGGGCGCAUUCUGCGAGGCGUCGGCGUCAAGAAUAAGGACAAGUUGUAUAGCCUCAGCUACCCCACCACGAGGAUUAAGCAGUUCUGGAGCCACAGCUGGCACGGGGCGACGUUCUCAAAGGUGCUGAUGCUUCUCGUCAUGAACAAUGGCCUUCCCAGCAUUUGCAUGGGCACUUUGGGGGGAGUCUCCUUCUUCUUCCUCUGGUGGUCCGUUGGCACAUCACAGCAGCCAAUGUAUGCUUAUCAUGCUUGGGACCUGAUGAUCUGCACCACUCUCUUCUCCGUGUGCUGCUGCGCUGCGACCUUGUUCUUCUGGCGCCCACGCCACGCGGUCUUCGUGGACCUGAUUUGCAUCCAUCAAGCAGACGAAAGCAAGAAAGUUGCGGGGUUGAUCAGCAUGCCUGCCAUUCUCAAGUCUUGCAGCUCCAUUGUCGUUUGUUGGGAUUCAAGCUACAUGCGAAGGGCCUGGUGCGUUUUCGAGAUGGCGGCCUUCAUGAAAGCGCAUGGAGAGGAUGCGAAGCUUCUGAUACGACCGACGUUCUUUGGACCUUGCAGCGUUGCCACCGUUGCAGGACUGGCAGGUGUUCUGGUGGUGAACAUCGCUACCUUCUACUUGACCGAAGGAGCCAGUCCUGAUCAAAAUGUCGCAGCCACAAACCUCAGACUGGCCCUCAUACUGCUGGCAGUAACCAGCUUCAUGUUUGCUGCAGUGUCUUCUUUUCGCAGGUACUACGUUUCAGUUCAGGAGAUGCAGAUGCAAUUGAAGGAUUUCGCCAUUGAGGAGACCUUGGCCCAUUGCUGCACUAUGAAGCACCAGGACGAAGAAGGAAAUCCGAUUACGAUUUGCGACAAGCAAAUCAUCAUCGAUUGUAUUGUCCAUUGGUUCGGAUCGACGGACGCCUUCAAUCAGAGGGUGAGGGAGAGAAUGCAGGUUGCCCUGCUGCCACAGUUGUUGGGCUAUCUCUCUUUCUCGUACUCUUGGAUGGUCGCUUGCUGCACUCCUUAUGUGUGGGGUUCCAUGGUCCCGAUCUUGCUCACCGCGCUCGCUGAAGACUGGACUUACAGUGCUGACGCAGCAUUGCGCGCCAUCGCUUGGUGGCUAGGAGGCUUUCCCAUUAUGGGCAUGAGCGUAGUUGCAGUCUCGAAAGUGCUAAGUCGGCCGUGCUCACGCUCCAUCAGCUUCCUGGUCAACUUGAUGGCUUCGUCGGUUGUCAUGCCCGUCUACAUCGGCAUUGAGUGGUGGAUGGUUAUGUGGGAGCGCAUGUAUCCGCUCCCGACAGGGCAAGCUGUGUACGUCGGCUCUUUAGUGUUCGUCGCACUGCUGCUCAACUUCGUGACGUCACGCACAUCAAAACUGAUUGUGCGGAGGAGCCAGGAGGUUCAUGGGACGGUUGUCCUGCAGGAUGUGAGCAGCACUUACGGUGGUGGGAGCGGCAUGGAGGACGUCUUCUCCAUCGCAGCGAUGACCGCGCGACGCCCUCCGGGAGGAGUGCGCAUCGAAAGACUGCACCUGGCUUUCCGAUACGUCCUGCGGGGCUGCGACCCCGGACGAGAGGGCCUCGGAGCGGUGAAGAUGUCGGUGGCGCUGCAGAGCAUGGCCUACAACGUCUCGAACUGCUCUGCAGUGGGGCCAGCAUCCGCAUGCCACGUCAGCUGUGCCGAAGGGUCUCAAGGCGAGGCCGUGGCAGAGUGCCCGGAACCAGACGGCUACUUCGCCAUAAGUGGCUGUCAGGCUCACUGCCUUGCCCUUCCGCGCUACAACCAGGCCACCGACCCUGAUGGCAUCACUGGAGCUGCAGAGGUGAGCUGCGCAGAGGGCCUCGUUAUCCCCCACGGCGACUCAUGCUCGCCGAGCUGCCGGGAGGGCAUGAUUUCGGACUUCGCCACCAUCCUGUGCAACGACUCCGUCUUUGAGCCUGAGCGGUUCUCCUGCCAUCCAAUCUGCGCAGCGCCGGACGGAGGGUUGCUUGCAGCUAGCCCUGCCUGCGAGGAGCUCCUCACCUCCCCGGGACUCCGCCCCGGCCCCUGCACAGCUCAGUGCCAGUUGGGCUACCGGCCUCGUUGGAUUACACCUCCGGAGGGGGCCAUGGUAUCCCCGCCAUUCCUGCAGCUAAACUGCAGCGGCGGGAAGCUGAGUCCGACCACCAGCUUUGACUGCCAGCCCCUUUGGCUGCCCAUCGCGGACUUUGUGGCUGGAGGACCACACACCCUGAGCUCCUUCAAUGCGGAGCUGGGUCAUCACCUCCUCCUCAGCAGCGCCGAUCAGGAAAGCCGGACAGUGAGCAGCUUGGAGCUCCAUCGCUUGGAGCGCCAUGGACAGGAGAUGGAGCUGAUCCAGCUGACACAGGUCCAGGCGCUUGAUGCCCUGGCAUUGGAGGCCUUGCCGGUCUACUUGGGCGACGGCCUCUAUGUGGUCACAUCUUCCCUCAGGGGUACCUCCCUGUGCUCACCGGUUCUUGCCCUGGUCCCCAACGCCACGCAGAGCUUCGAGGCCAGCGAGGUGCAGCAGCUUCCCUUCGCGGAGCUCCCGGGGCCCCUGAAAGUUCUCACCGUCGCGGAGGACGGAGGUCCCCGGUCUUUGCUCUUCGCUCCCGGAAUGCCUGGUUUCGGGGGCGCCGGGCCUCCAUGUGCGGAGGACGCCCAGGCUUCGAAUGCCACCGACUGGUUGGAGCUUCCGGCCAUCUUCCAGUGGAACGGCACACACUUUCAGGAGACACAUCGCCUGCCCUUCGGUGCCACGCACCUGGAGCCCUUUGCAUGGCAGUCACAGGUGCUGUUGUUCGCCGCGGCAGGCCAGGGGCAGGCGCAGCUCUAUGAAAGCAACGCCAGCGGCAGCGAUGAGCUUGUGUUCCUUACCACCAACUUCUCUGCUCAGGGAGCCUUGUCUUCUCUUUGGCUCGGCUGCCGCAACGACGCCGGCUACGUGGAUGUCGUGACCGGACUGCCUUGCUCGCAUUUGGGUGCAGAUGCCUGUGAUAGCAACGACGUGCAGCUUGCUUGUGGACUUCUCUGCGGCUGCAACCACUCCGAGGGGUUCCUGGCGGUGGCCUUCGCUUACCCGGAGAGUCGCCUCCAGGUUAUGGAGGUGUCCCUGCAAAGCCCGUGA
This is a messenger RNA of Symbiodinium natans, 3366 nucleotides long. The record is from the annotation of a GenBank genome assembly. NCBI's taxonomy places the organism in Eukaryota, Dinophyceae, Suessiales, Symbiodiniaceae.